Messenger RNA from Esox lucius (northern pike), 2377 nucleotides. It is a transcript of the gene gulp1a, whose product is annotated as GULP PTB domain containing engulfment adaptor 1a. The record is from RefSeq and is a predicted model, not a curated record. Lineage: Eukaryota; Metazoa; Chordata; Actinopteri; Esociformes; Esocidae. The coding region runs from base 397 to 1698 and encodes 433 amino acids. The transcript is spliced from 13 exons.
GUUGAACUUUACAGAUCUGGUAUGUGCUGUAAUUGUUUUACUUGGGUUUAGGUUCAGUCGAUAUCACAUUCUCAUUUUUACUCGGUGAUGUUGAAUAAACUUUGUAGCGCGCAGACAGACAGCAGAGGCUUUGUAUUCAACAUGGAUGCGAGCGUCAAGUGGAAUUUGAAGUUUCGGUACAGGCAUACAACGUCACUGGAAUGCAAUGUAAUGGUGGUGUCCUGACAAAAAAAAAAAAAAGGCAAAAAGAAAAGACAAUUCCUCCAUUGAACUUGUGUGCCAUAACUGCAUGCAUAAGUGAAGACACCAGAUUCGGUAGCCUAUUUUAAUUCAUCCGGCUCUGUGGAGUAUUGGCAGAUACACAGGAGGGCCCACAAAGACGCAAGGUUUUCCAGCAUGAACCGGGCUUUUAACAGGAAAAAAGACUUGUGCAUCCAAUUACCACCCAGUGAAGGCAUGGCUGCCUGUGAUUCAGAGGUAAUGGCAUGCGCAGGGACGUCAGAGGAGACCAAGAUGGCUGCAUGUUCUGCGGUUGUGAAGCUUUUUUUCCCCCACUCACCAGAAGUUCUAUGCUUAUCAAACAGAGAUAAAUCCUGGAUGCAUACGCCAGAAGCCCUGGCAAAGCAUUACAUUCCCUACAAUGCCAAGUUUCUUGGGAACACAGAGGUGGAUCAACCGAAGGGCACAGAGAUUGUUAAAGAUGCAGUUAGAAAGCUAAAGUUUCAAAGGCAUAUCAAGAAAUCAGAAGGACAGAAGACCCCGAAAGUGGAAUUGCAAAUCUCCAUUUAUGGCGUAAAGAUCUUGGAUCCCAAGACAAAAGAUGUUCAGUACAACUGCCAGUUGCAUAGGAUAUCCUUCUGUGCCGAUGACAAGACCGAUAAAAGGAUAUUUACCUUCAUCUGCAAAGACUCUGAGUCAAACAAACACCUCUGCUACGUGUUUGACAGUGAGAAAUGUGCUGAGGAGAUAACACUCACUAUUGGCCAAGCAUUCGACUUAGCCUACAAGAAGUUCCUCGAGUCCGGUGGCAAAGACGUUGAAACCCGGAAACAGAUAGGAACCUUACAGAAAAGAAUUCAAGAACUGGAAACUGAAAAUUCGGAGCUAAAGAAGCAGCUUUCGGAUCUUGAGGAGCAAUUGAUGAUUGCUCCUGUACCACCACUGCUGCACAUAAACUCUACUAACGAGGCCUACAUGCUCUCCAGGCCCUCCUCGCUCUUCUGGUGUCACAAUCUGACGUCUUUCUCAUGUCUCGAGAUCUCCUCGGUUACACUCACCCCUAUGAGCUCGCCAGAGUCCAACCUCUCUGCAGGGCUACUAACCCCUCCUCCGGCUAAACCCGCUCUCCUUCCAAAGCCCACAAAUGGACGCAGCAUCCCGCGGCCUCGUGCUGGCAGCAUCUCCUUAAAACCCCAGAUGUCCACAGAUGUUUUUGACAUGGUUCCUUUCUCUACUGUGACACCCCUGGUGCCAAUACCAGCAAGCAACGGCACACCCCCUCUACACUCUACCACAUCUCCUUCAGACAUGAGUAAAGACCUGUUUGGUGCGGAACCUUUUGAUCCAUUCACCUGUGGCCAAGCCGACUUCUCCCCGGAUAUCCAGUCCAAGCUGGAUGAGAUGCAGGAGGGGUUCAAUAUGGGACUAACGUUGGAGGGGGCCGUCUUUUCUCUGGACCCCCUAGACGGUCGCUGCUGAUGCCAAGAAGGACACGUCUCUCAACUCAUUUGUAAUAAAAGUGCCAAAUUGGGUCCGCAGUCAAGAUGUCAAUGUUGUUGUUGUCUUGAGGUUUAUAUGUAUUUGCAUAUGAACUUGGGUUUUAGACUAUUAUAUAAAGGUAUAUUCACAUCUCGAAUAGAAAGCACUAUUUUUGUAACAACUCAAAUGGGAAGGAAUUGUUUUGAGAGCCCUUGCUUGUACAUGCGAUGAAGGCUGUUAAUAGUAUGUUCAAGGGCACAUUACGUGGCAACAUUUUGGUACGUCUUAUGUGUAGAAUACAGUAACAUUGUUACCACGUUCGUGUUUGUCAGACGUUACUUUAGCAUCAAUUUACAAGACACCUAAAUGGUAGCAUCUCUUGUAUUAACACUCAUCAAGCUGUAAGCUUGCCUUUACAUCAACUUUUUUUUUCAUGUAUCUUUAGUUGACUGUAAUUGAUAUAUUUCUUGUCAUUGUGACCUGACAUUAGUUUUAUUGGUUUUAUAAGCAUUUACCAUAUCGGUGUGUAUUGCAAUUUAUUUUACUUUCUUAUGAAAUAUGUCAGUAUUUUCUUGCACCAGAAAGCACUUUUGAAAACCUCUGUCUAUAUCCACUUGUACUUUAAGUUUGUAUGCAAUAUGACUUUGCUGUUACAGUUAUUAAAGAAAGUUUUACUCCA